CGGCGCUGCCGCCGCCAUGAGCAAGGGCCCGGGGCCGGAACCGGGGCUGGACCCAGGGCCGAACCCGGAGCCCGCCCGCCACAGCGACCCCGCCGACCCGGGGCCUGGCGCCUCCGGCGGGCUCUUCGCGUGGCUACGCGGGCGCUGCCUGGGCCGCGGGGCCGCCGUGGACCCGGCGCGGGACACGUUCGACGCCAUGACCGGGCUGUACGGCGCCAUCCAGCCCGCGGACUCCGUGUCCCUCAGCACCCGCACGCACGGCGCCGUCUUCAACCUCGAGUACUCGCCCGACGGGUCGGUGCUGACCGUCGCCUGUGAACAGACUGAAGUCCUGCUCUUUGACCCAAUAUCUUCAAAGCACAUCAAGACUCUCUCUGAAGCUCACGAGGACUGUGUAAAUAACAUCAGGUUCCUGGACAACCGGCUGUUCGCCACCUGCUCCGACGACACCACCAUCGCGCUCUGGGACCUGAGGAAGCUCAACACCAAAGUGUGCACCCUGCACGGCCACACCAGCUGGGUCAAGAACAUCGAGUACGACACCAACACCAGGCUGCUGGUCACCUCGGGCUUCGAUGGCAACGUCAUCAUCUGGGACACCAACAGGUGCACGGAGGACGGAUGUCCCCACAAGAAGUUUUUCCACACCCGUUUUCUCAUGCGCAUGAGGCUGACGCCAGACUGUUCCAAGAUGCUGAUCUCCACCUCCUCUGGCUACCUUCUGAUUUUGCACGACCUUGACCUCAACAAGUCCUUGGAGGUUGGCAGCUACCCGAUUUUGAGGGCCAGGAGGACCACGUCGAGCUCAGACAUAACCUCGUCAGGAUCCUCUGGCCCUCGAGCUGUGGGCUCGCCCUGUCACCAGAGCAACUCGGGGCCGCUCUCUGAGAAAACCCUGUCACGGCCCUCGCAGCGAGAAGGGGGAUCUCCUAGAAACAGCCUGGAGGUGUUAACUCCAGAGGUUCCUGGAGAAAGAGACCGAGGGAACUGCAUCACCUCGCUGCAGCUGCACCCCAAGGGCUGGGCCACGCUGCUGCGCUGCUCCAGCAACACAGAUGACCAGGAGUGGACUUGUGUCUAUGAAUUCCAGGAAGGAGCUCCGGUGCGCCCCGUGUCCCCGCGCUGCUCCCUGCGCCUGACCCACUGCAUCGAGGAGGCCAACGUGGGCCGGGGCUACAUCAAGGAGCUGUGCUUCAGCCCCGACGGCCGCAUGAUCUCCUCGCCGCACGGCUUCGGCAUCCGCCUGCUGGGCUUCGACGCGCACUGCAGCGAGCUGGUGGACUGCCUGCCGCGGGAGGCCAGCCCCCUGCGCGAGAUCCGCUCGCUCUACUCCCACAACGACGUGGUGCUCACCACCAAGUUCUCCCCCACGCACUGUCAGAUCGCCUCGGGGUGCCUUAGCGGACGCGUCUCGCUCUACCAGCCAAAGUUCUAGCGGCGGCCGCGGCGCCCGCUCGCGGGUCGGGCUGCGGAGCGGCGGCGGCGCGCUCUCUCCGAGAUCCCUGAGCUCACACCAGGUCGCCCUGGCCUCCUGCAAGGAUUGUCCAGGCCAGCACCAUGCGGAUCGUGGUCCUGCUGCUCCCGUGCCGUCGGGCUGUCCUGCUGUGUUGGUGCCCUGACACUGGGUUGUUUCCUUCAGCACGGCUCCCAGGGGCUGUUUGGAGCAGCGCAGAGGGGUGCCCAGGUACCUGCCUCACCUCUGCUCCCUUCUCUGUCACCGAACCAACUCUGUGGUCAUCAGUACAUAACGGACUGCUUGUCUGCGUAAGCAACACGGUUAGUUUCUCUGACC
Catharus ustulatus (Swainson's thrush) is the source of this 1792-nucleotide messenger RNA. RefSeq names its product DDB1 and CUL4 associated factor 10 (gene DCAF10). Gene Ontology annotation, molecular function: protein binding. The coding region runs from base 17 to 1435 and encodes 472 amino acids. Gene Ontology annotation, cellular component: Cul4-RING E3 ubiquitin ligase complex. The transcript is spliced from 7 exons. NCBI's taxonomy places the organism in Eukaryota, Metazoa, Chordata, Aves, Passeriformes, Turdidae. The record is from RefSeq and is a predicted model, not a curated record.